CUCUCUCUCUCUCUCUCUCUCUCCACACCUUGGUUAGUGCUUACUCGUUCGUUCAUACGCGAGUUCUGUUCGUGGUGAAGUGCAGCUGUUCCUGAGUCAACUAGAGGAUCAUUGACUCGGAGCUGAGUUAGGGUUAUGGAGAACCUCAUAUCACUCGUGAACCGGUUGCAGCGAGCGUGCACGGCGCUCGGAGAUCACGGCGAAGAGAACGCUUUGCCCACUCUCUGGGACGCUUUGCCUUCCAUCGCCGUUGUCGGUGGUCAGAGCUCGGGGAAAUCCUCAGUACUUGAAAGUGUUGUUGGCAAGGACUUUUUACCUCGUGGAUCUGGUAUUGUCACUCGGCGUCCACUUGUUCUGCAGCUUCAUCGGAUUGAUGAAGGUAGAGAAUAUGCAGAAUUCGGACAUCUCCCGAGGAAAAGAUUUACUGAUUUUGCUGCCGUGCGGAAGGAAAUAUCUGAUGAAACUGAUAGAGAGACAGGACGUACUAAGCAAAUUUCUACAGUCCCAAUAUAUCUUAGUAUAUAUUCGCCUAAUGUUGUAAAUUUGACGUUAGUUGAUCUUCCCGGACUUACAAAAGUGGCUGUUGAGGGUCAGCCAGAUAGCAUUGUGAUGGAUAUUGAGAACAUGGUUCGGUCUUAUAUUGAGAAGCCGAACUGUAUUAUCUUGGCAAUUUCUCCUGCCAACCAAGAUCUUGCAACAUCAGAUGCAAUUAAGAUUUCUCGUGAAGUGGACCCUAAAGGAGAGAGAACAUUUGGAGUUUUAACAAAGAUUGAUCUUAUGGACAAGGGUACAGAUGCUGUGGAUAUUUUGGAAGGAAGAGCUUAUAAGCUGCAGUUCCCAUGGAUUGGUGUUGUUAAUCGUUCUCAACAAGACAUUAACAAAAACGUAGACAUGAUUGCUGCAAGACGUAGGGAGAGGGAAUAUUUUGCACAGACCCCAGAAUACAAGCAUCUUGCUCACAGAAUGGGUUCUGAGCAUCUCGGGAAAGUCCUCUCGAAACAUUUGGAAGCUGUUAUCAAAUCACGAAUUCCAGGUCUUCAGUCACUAAUCAACAAAACCAUCAUUGAGCUGGAAUCGGAGUUGAGUCGUCUGGGGAAGCCCAUUGCAACUGAUGCUGGAGUAAGCUUUUCCGCCGUUCCUGGAAAGUUGUACAUGAUCAUGGAAAUCUGCCGUAUAUUCGAUGGAAUAUUCAAAGAGCAUCUUGAUGGAGUUCGGCCAGGUGGUGAUAAAAUUUAUAAUGUUUUUGAUAACCAACUGCCUGCCGCAUUGAAGCGCUUGCAGUUUGACAAACAUCUUGCUAUGGAAAACGUGCGGAAGUUAAUCACCGAAGCUGAUGGAUAUCAGCCCCAUCUUAUAGCGCCCGAGCAGGGUUACCGUCGUCUUAUUGAAACUGCCUUAAUUACCAUUAAAGGUCCUGCCGAAGCAGCUGUUGAUGCGGUGAUCCAAAGGUCGAACGGAAUGGUUUUACUUGUAUGCUUACUGGGGAUGGAUAGAUUGGUUCAUGCAAUACUGAAGGAGCUAGUUCACAAAUCAAUUAAUGAGACUGUGGAGCUGAAGCAGUACCCUUCCCUCAGGGUAGAGGUUGGAAAUGCUGCUGUUGAAGCAUUAGACAGGAUGAAAGAAGAAAGCAAGAAGGCAACCUUACAGCUUGUUGAAAUGGAAAAUAGUUACCUAACCGUUGAUUUCUUCCGGAAGCUUCCUCAGGAUGUUGAGAAGGGUGGCAACCCAACCCAUUCAAUUUUUGAUAGAUACAAUGACACGUACUUGCGCAGAAUUGGGUCAACGGUCCUGUCUUACGUCAACAUGGUGUGUGCGAGUUUGAGGAAUUCCAUUCCAAAAUCUGUUGUUUAUUGUCAAGUUCGCGAGGCAAAGCGGGGCUUGCUCGAUCAUUUCUUUGCAGAAUUAGGCAAGAAGGAGGGUAAGCACUUGGGAAAAUUGUUAGAUGAGGACCCUGCAAUUAUGCAGAGACGUAUUUCUCUUGCAAAGAGAUUGGAGUUGUACAAAGCUGCUCAGGCAGAGAUCGACUCAGUAGCUUGGUCGAAAUAAGUAAUAUGUAAUAUCUUUUGCCCUUUCUUUUCCCGACUUAUGGUGACAAAACAAUUUGUAUGAUAGGAGAGCUUGAGAAUUCUGUGUGAUGUCAUCCCUUUUGAAUGUUGGUUGGGGUAAGUUAUUGUUUUCCCCAAAUUUAUUGCCGGACAUUACUUUCGUGUAGCUUGUGUUGUAAUAUGAGUGGUGAUGAUAUAUGGUUUGAACAUAGACUUGAGUUGUCUAUUGGAAAACAAUUAUAAAAAAUUUAGGUUUGACCCGAUUUUGACUGCUU
Messenger RNA from Striga asiatica, 2320 nucleotides. The record is from the annotation of a GenBank genome assembly. Lineage: Eukaryota; Viridiplantae; Streptophyta; Magnoliopsida; Lamiales; Orobanchaceae.